GUGGAUGGACUGCAAGGAGGCGGGCCGUCUGAGUGUUGAGGCGGUGCGUAACAAUGAAUUGAAAAUAAAACCUGAGAACCACGUUGCGACUUGGGAGUACUGGUUGACGAAUGUGCAGGAUUGGUGUAUAUCGAGACAGCUAUGGUGGGGCCACAGAAUUCCAGCAUAUAAAGUGAUUGAGCCGGUAAUACCGGCAGAGAAAUGUAAUAUGUCUGGGGAGGCGUGGGUGGCUGCUCGUAGCGAAGAAGAAGCGAAGGAAGUUGCAUGCAAAAUGUUUCAAUUGAAUGAUAAAAACAAAGUUAAACUGCAGCAAGACGAAGAUGUUCUGGAUACUUGGUUCUCUUCCGGCCUAUUUCCCUUCAGUGUCUUCGGUUGGCCAGAAGAAACCGAAGAAUUUAAAGCAUAUUUCCCUACUACUCUCUUAGAAACAGGCCACGAUAUCUUGUUCUUCUGGGUCGCGCGUAUGGUGAUGCUUUCGCUGUUGCUGACGAAUAAACUGCCGUUUAAUACGGUGUUUCUGCAUCCAAUGAUUCGUGAUUCUCAGGGCCAGAAGAUGUCUAAGUCGAAAGGAAAUGUGAUUGAUCCUUUGGAGGUAAUUAACGGCAUAUCUCUUGAGGGUCUAAUAGCGAAGUUGCAUGCAGGAAAUCUGCAGCCAAAGGAGAUAAAGAGAUCAGAAACCGUAUUAAAAAAAGAAUUCAAAGAUGGUAUUCCCGCCUGUGGAUGCGAUGCUCUUCGUCUGGGUUUAAUAGCCUAUAUGAGGCAAGGAAGAAAUAUUAAUUUAGAUUUAAACCGUGUUAUAGGAUACAGACAGUUUGCAAAUAAGAUAUGGAAUUGUACAAAGUUUGCUCUGGAUAAGUGGGCCCUUGAUAUUGACGGAAAGAAUACUCCUUUUAUACCCAAAGGCAUUCAGAUAAUUGCUGCAGCAAAUGAACAAAACCUCCUUUCUAAUGAAGCACACAACCCAUCACAGCGCCCCGUAGACUUCACAGAACUUAAAUGGGAAGACCAAUGGAUUCUUCACCGCCUCUCUGUCGCAUGCGAACGAGCGAAUAGUUCGUUUGAAGGAUUUGAAUUUGGCGACGUAGCGAACGCUAUUUACAACUUUUGGCUGUAUGAAUUAUGCGAUGUCUACUUAGAGGCAAUUAAACCCCGAGUGCAGCCUUUCAGCUCUUCUUCUUCUUGUGAAAAGGCAGGAGACACAGCAGCAGCAGCAGCAGCAGCAGCAGAACGCGUACGAGACGCACGUUGCGCUCAAGAGGUGCUGUACACAUGCAUAGACAGAGGGCUGCGGCUGCUGCACCCUCUCUGCCCCUUCAUCACUGAAGAACUUUAUCAAAGACUUCCAACCUCUAAAUUCAAAUCCGAGUCUAUCUGCAUCAGCGACUACCCUCAGCCCGUACUCGCGUGGACUAAUCCCACCCUAGACACGAGCAUGCAGCAGCAGCAGCAGAUAGUAACUCAUUUUCGCUCAUUGUUAGCUGCGUUAGAAAUUCCUCCGAAGGUAAAACCCAAGGGCUUCGUUUUGUUGAGAGAAGAAGCCCAGCAGCAAAUUGAAUUCUUAAUGAGUGUAGCACCUACUAUGGCGAUCCUGGCGAAGUUAAAAGAAAUAGUCAUCAUAACGAGCUGCCCGCCUAGCGGAUCUGUCUCUGAUGUUGUUUCUUCGCAAAUAACAAUUUAUUUGCAAAUUGGAGAAGGCGUUAAUAUCGCACAAACGCUGGAAAAACUACGAAAAAAACAAGCAAAUCUAGUCUCUAAGCUUGAAGGAUACAACAAGAAGAUCAACGAGCCUAACUUCGACAAAGCCCCAGAGGCAGUGCGCGUUGGGGCGUUGGAGAAGAAGAGUGAAAUAGAAAAAGAAUUGCAGCAGCUGGAGACAGCAAUUGCAGAUAUAGCGGCUUUGCUUUAA
Molecule: messenger RNA, 1906 nt
Organism: Eimeria acervulina
Lineage: Eukaryota; Apicomplexa; Conoidasida; Eucoccidiorida; Eimeriidae
Product: valyl-tRNA synthetase, putative
Exons: 7
Biological process (GO): valyl-tRNA aminoacylation
Cellular component (GO): cytosol
Molecular function (GO): ATP binding; valine-tRNA ligase activity
Source: RefSeq, a predicted model, not a curated record